Messenger RNA from Wasmannia auropunctata (little fire ant), 951 nucleotides. RefSeq lists its product as uncharacterized. The transcript is spliced from 4 exons. The record is from RefSeq and is a predicted model, not a curated record. Lineage: Eukaryota; Metazoa; Arthropoda; Insecta; Hymenoptera; Formicidae. The coding region runs from base 65 to 697 and encodes 210 amino acids.
ACUUACAAAAAUAUGUCAAGCAAAAAAGAAAAUUUCAUCUCUGAAUAAGAAGGAAAUUUCAAUUAUGAAUAACAAAUUAAAAAGCAUAGAGAUAGCAAGACAAAUGUGUUUGAUAGAUGACAAUAGAAAGAUAGUAUCUGAUGCUGCAAAAGAAAAUAUUGAUACUAAUAUUGUAGAACAAGAUUUUUUGAAAAAUCGAAAUAUAAUAAAAUUAUCAAAUAAUGAUGCAGCUCGAAAAACACGCUUAAGAUCGAUAAGUAGAGAGACACCAUGUUCAUCUAAGGAUUAUUGUACUGAAUAUAACACAUCUGAUGAUAAAUCACCAGUUUCAAUGCGCAAUGUAUCUCCAUCAGAAUUAUAUGAAAUGAGUCCAAUUACUUCUCAUAUGACAGCAUUUAUGUCUACUCCUUGCUCAUCUCGUCGAACAGAUAGUGUAGUAUCAGAUAUAACUGAAGUAGCCUUUGAUAUAAAAGCUUUUGAAAAAAAAGUUUACAUAUUUAACCAAGAAAUCAGUAGUAAAUUAGACGUUAUUAUUAUGAAUCAAUGCAGAUUAAAUCGCUAUCUCCUUCCACAUGAGAAACGAAUAGUAAGACCGGCAGAUCUUCCAGCACUUCCACUAACAACACAGGAAGAAUUAAAAAAGUUUGAAAAAUAUUUAUCAAAAGAUGAUAACGUGGGAGCAACUGCGCAAUUCUAGAUAAAAGGCCGGAAACAGAAAUUCCAGAAAUUGAUGCGGCAACUUCAUUAUGGUUAAAGCAAGCUCCUUGGCGGCGCCAAGAUGAUGGCAGUAUGGGAAGAAGGACGAAGAAAUAAUAUCAUUAAAUUCGAAAUAUUUGAGAAAAAUAUUUCGUUAGUUAUUUCUCGGCGAAGUUAUUAAAAAUUGCAGAAAAUGUCUAUUUUUUUACGCUCGAUAUAAAAUCAACUGAAGUUUUCAUUUUUUAAAUUGUAUUU